AUGGCGUCCGUGUCUGAGUGCCCUGGCCCUGACCCGCCGCAGCACAUCCCUCCUGUAGAGCCCAUGGGUCGAGGUGGGUGUGUCUGCCUGACGUGGGGGAACAUCUCCAGCAAGCUGCUGGUGGGUCAGGCGGCCCUGGGGCUUGGGGCUGACCCUAUAAAGGAGCUCAUUUGUGGUCACUUUGCCGGGAGCAGCGUGAACUCGGGACAACGAUGGCUCCCCAGGCUCCUGGUGGUUGCCGCCAGUGUGCCCUUGGUCACUGUGCUGGCGGUGGGCUCCCGCAGCGUGAGCACGCAGAUCCCCUCCUGCCCCCCGGGACGGCAGCGCUCUGCAGAGGACGUGGCCCCGGUGCAGCUUCCAGGGACUGAGGUCACGGCGGCCACCGUUACGAUGGGGGCCCCCAUCUGGGUGGCUGCGUCCGUUCAGACCCACACUCCAACCGCACCUUUUCCCACCUUACCAGGAAGUGGUGGUUGCAUUUGUGGCCAGUUCAGCCCCAGCGCCCUGGACCACACAGCUGGCCACUGUUUUCCCCACAAGAGCCCACGUUACUGGUGCCUGCUGAUGCUGGCGCCACUGGGCCCGGGACCCCACUUUGGGAGCCAGGGAAACUCCCUCGGCCACAAUGGCUCAGCAUCCUGGCCUUGUCCCAAGCAGCUCUGUCCCCUCGCUCAGUGUCACCCUGGAGCCAUCUCCGUGCAAGUUCCUGCUGACACAGUGGAUCCCGCCGUCCAUGGCUUCCCAGACACGGACGCUCAGGCGCUUCCGAGUCUGGGCUUCCAGGUCCAGGUGGCUUCCCAAGCAGCUCUGUGUCUGGUGAUGGAUUUCGGGGACAGCUCUGGGGUUCAAGUGGCGAUCCGCAAUGUGACCGGAGGAAUGGCGGUCACCGCCUACCACCAGUUCGGGAAAGAAGGAGUCUAUGUGCUCAAGGCACGUAUCUACAACGAGUUUUGUGGAACUGAAAAGGAGCUUGGGCCUUACUUUGUGGAGAUUGGCGCUGCGACCGUGUCUGUGUUCAUGAACUCCAGCAGCAUCCACAGGGACGAGCGUCUUGUCUUCGCUGACUCUAGGACAGGUCAGAAGGGCACUGUUGUCUCACAUCGAUUUCCAGCUGGUCCCUCGGGUGACGUGGCCUUCACUUCUCAGAGCCGAGCAGGGGGCGGCCAGGCUUGGCGCCGUGUCACGGUCGGGUAUCACAUGCAGCCCGUCUCUGUAUACACAAACGGAACUGUGUUUGCCACCGACACCCACAUCACUUUUCUGGCUGUUACCGAGGAACUGACCCCCCUGGAGUUUGUGUGGUUGUUCGGAGAAGGUCCCCCCGUGAAGACAAUGUCCAGGAGCAUUAAUAAAAGACUCAGCGUCCCCCAGUGGUACAGCGUGACGGUGCAGGCUGCCAGUGGGCUGGGCAGCGUGGCCUCAGAGCCCUGCCGCAUCAGGACGCAGAGGAGAAUCGUCGCCAAUCGGCUCGUGUCCCCCUCCUCAGCUCUGCUGAAUGCCAGCGUGACCUUUGAGUGCAGACUCAACUUUGGCACCGACGUCACUUUCCUAUGGGACUUCGGGGACGGCACCGUAGGCCCCGGGGACAGCUCUGCUAGUCACACCUACAGCAGGGAAGGACAGUUCACCGUCCAGGUACUUGCCUUCAAUGAUGUCAGCACCACCUCCCUGAGAAAGCAACUGUUCAUCGUGCAGGAGCCCUGCCAGCCGCCCCCUGUGAAGAACAUGGGGCUGGGGAAGGUGCAGGUGUGGAGGUCUCAGCCUGUGACCCUGGGUGUGACAUUCGAGUCUGAGAUCCUCUGUGACAUAUCCCGAGGCCUCUCCUACGCCUGGACCUUCUGGAACUCCCAGGGGUGGCCGGUGCCCCUGCCCCCUGCUGUCAGCACCCACAGGCAGACCGUCACUGUCCCCAGCUACUUCCUGGAGCCCGGGAACUAUACCGCUCUUGCCAGGGUUCAGGUGGAAGGCAGCAUGGUGCACAGCAACUACAGCGUGGCGGUGGAGGUGCGCGCCCAGGCCCCCGUCAGCGUCAUCUCCGAGGGCACGCACCUGCUCCUCUCCAGAGCCCCCUCGUUCACCGUCGUACUCACGGGCUCCCAGUCCUACGACCCAGACCGCCCGGGGGCCGCCCUCAGUUAUCACUGGACAUGCACGGCGGCCAGCAGCCCCGGGCACUCGUGCUUUGCUGCCUCCUCCCCACGCAGCCUGGGUGCUGGGGCUCCCUCCCUGGCCUUUCCUGCAGACUCGCUCAGCGACAGCUAUGACCAGUUUCUCGUGACGCUGACGGUGUCCAGUGCCGGCCGGAACUCUUCAGCGGCGCAGGUGUUCCUGUCCCCUCGCCCCGACUCGGCUCUCAGAUUCGUCCAUAUCUCCUGGGUCAGCUUUAAGGAUGUGUUUGUUAACUGGAAUGAGGAGCUUUCUUUUCAAGCCAAGUGUGAUGAGUGUGGUGAAGGGCUCCAUCUGUCUUACUCCUGGGACCUCUUCCUGGUCAACGCGACAGAAAGGACCCGAAUGGAAGUUCCCUUUUGUAGAACAGUGGGGCUGCUGGGCGCCGCCGGACUGGGGGCCGUUUCGAAGCUGCCAGAGUCCAGCACACCGUCCACGGAGCCGAGCUGGCUGGAGCCGCAUGCAGUGGGCACACCAUCUUCACGGGAGCCAUCACCACACACCCGGGGCCUGACGGGGAAACCCUCCUCGGGGCCCGCGGUCGGCCGGCACCGGGUCCCUGCUGCGGGUGACCAGGGGUCCCCCGGACCCAGCCCCCCCGGGAGGCCGUCCCCCCAGAGCCCGUGCCCUUCCCCCUCUGAUUUUGAAGCCUAUUACAGUGAUAUCCAGGAAGCCGUGCCGACCAGAGGGAGACAGCCCGCCGACUGGGCCGAUGCCAGCCUCGCAGGAGCAGGCCCGAGUUCAAGUGCUGACGGGGGCCGCGGGGACGGGGACAACCUGCUGGGCCCCUCGGCCCCCCUGGCCGCUGCCAGGCCCACCCUCACGGUGGACUGGCCCAAGUCCCCGGUCGGCCGCGCUCAUUUCCACGGCUACACCUCCUCUGGUAUCACGGGGCACACGGUGACGAUAAAGCCAUUCUCACUGAGCCCUGGGGACACAUACGUCCUGCAAGCCUCUGUGGCUUCCCCGCACCACUUACUGGGGAGAGCUCAGCGGUACGUGACGCUCCAUCCGGCUCCACGGGACGUGGCCUGCCAGGUGCAGCCACAUCGCGGCCUCGAGGCUCAUACCGUCUUCAGCGUCUUCUGCAUGUCGGGGAGACCGGACUUCCGUUAUGAAUUUAGUUAUCAGAUAGGAAAUGCCUCCAAACGCACUCUGUACCACGGGAGAGACAGCCAGUAUUAUUCCAUGCUGCCAGCUGGCGAGCCCUUGGAUGAUUAUAAAGUCACGGUGUCCACUGAGAUCACAGACGGGGCGGGCUCCCGGGUGCCGCCGUGCGCCGUGACGGUGAUCGUGCAGCCUCGUUUCCACGGGAAUCUCUGCCUGGACGAGGACAUCUAUAACUCCAGCCUGAAGCACCUCUCCACCCUUCAGCUGAUGGGCAGUUACACAGAGGUCAGGAACUACAUCACCAUGAUGACCAGGGUCCUGACUCGUUGGGCUGCGGAGGACAGAAGUCCCUUGUGUGGCCAAUGGUCACGAAUACAGGAUGCGCUGAUUUCUUCUGUGUGCAGACUGCCUUUCACAGAUCAGGAAGAGAUGAGCGCUUCUGUUCUCAUGUUAAGGGACCUCCUACGCUUCCCUCACAAGUUAAGCUUUACGAGCGCGGCUCUCAUCCUCAAAGCCGCCCGGGCGCUCCAGGCUCAGAGCCCACUCUCGGGGAGGCUCGCGGUGGACGAGGGGCUGAGGCUUGAGCUCAUCCUGCUGGUGUCCGAAGUCUUGGAAGCAUAUGACCAGGACAAACCGAGGACUGUGGGCUGCCUGCAAGAAGAGGGGAUUAAGGUCAUCUCAGAUCUCUUGUUGGAUGGCCUUUCUGCAAACAAGGAGAAUCGGCUCCACAUCAGCACUGGGCAGAUGGAGUUCCACAUGCUUCUUCAUCGCGACCUGCAGAGCUGCGUGCAGGGCCUGGGCUCCGUCCAGGUGCAUUUCCCUGCAGACCUGGCUGGACAGAGUCCUGCAGGGGCGGAAAUGCAGAGCCCAUGCUACAUUAGCCACCUCGUGCUCUUCAAGAAGAACCCGUAUCCAGGGGGCCAUGCUCCUGGUCAGAUUGGCCAGGUGGUCGCCCCGUCCCUGUUCAGCUGCUCCAGCAGGAGACCCAUCAGCAGGUGGCGGCUGAGGGAGCCCAUGACGGUGCAGUUCAGGGCAGAGGAUGGCCUGGAAAACAGAAAUAAGACGACGUUUGUGCUGCUCCGGAAUAGAGUGAAUAUUCAUCAGUUCAUCGGGCAUUCUGCAAACCCCCAGGAAUCUCUGCACAUAAGGAUAGAAUUUUCUAGGCCUGUUUUGAGAGCUUUCCCGGUCAUGGUGCUGGUAAGGUUCUCUGAGAAACCUACUCCUUCUGAUUUUCUCGUGAGGAAUGUCUACAUCUGGGAUAAGCAGACGAUGCAUGUGUAUGUACCUGCUGGUCCUCCGAGAGACACCAGCGUGGGAUAUUUAUCCUUACUAGACGCUGACUAUGACAGAAGCCCUCCGAACAAAUACUUGGCACAGGCAGUGAACUACACGGUGCAUUUCCAGUGGGUCCAGUGCCUCUUCUGGGAAGCGAGAGAGUGGAAAUCUGCAAGCUUCUCUCCACAGCCAGGAGCGUCUCCAGAAAAAGUGACCUGCAGCUACGACCGCCUUGUGCCGGUCUCUGUCGCAAGAAGAAACCUGAAUGCCAGUUUUUCAGUGAGUGACGUUUCCAAGUGGCAGAGACAACCAGAGAACCUGCUUCCCAGUAUUUUGGUGGUUGUUUUUACGAUUCUUUAUGCACUUCUGGUUACUAAAAGCAGACGUGUAGAUCGUCACGAGAAGAAGAAAGCUGGUUACAUUUUUCUGCAAGAAGGUGCUCCCCCCGGCCACCAGCUGUAUGCGGUUGUUGUGGACACGGGCUUCCGGUCUCCUGCCCGCUGUAGUGCCAAGGUUUACAUUGUUCUCUGUGGUGAGAAUGGGUUUUCAGAACCCAGAGAACUCUACUGUCCAGAGAGGCCCCUGUUUGAAAGGAAUUCCAGACAUACUUUCGUCCUGAGCGCCCCCGCCCUGCUGGGCCCGCUCCGGAGUGUCCGUCUCUGGCACGACAGCCGUGGGCCCUCCCCGGACUGGUAUGUGAGCCACAUCAUGGUGAGAGUGCUGGCCCCCGGGCAGGGGCGGAGCUCGCUCUUCCCCGCCGAGUGCUGGUUGGCGGCGAGCAGGCGGGACGGCCGCGUGCAGCGGGAGCUGGGCUGCCUGCGCCGGGGUCUUGGCUUCUGGAAGCUCCUGUAUUCAAAGUUCACGGAGUAUCUGGAGGAUUUCCACGUCUGGACCUCCGUGUCCAGCCAGCCCUCCCCCAGCAGCUUCCCGCACACAGCACGCCUCACCAUUGCCUUUACCUUGCUGUGCGCGUAUGCCUGUCUCACUGCCCUGCUCACGGUUGCAGGACAAGAGCAGCUCCCGUGGGCUCUCGGUGCCCCCGAUGCCGCCGCCGGGUCCUUCCAGACGGGUCUCCUGUGCACCCUGCUGGCUUCUCCCGGGGCACAGCUCUUGUCGCUGCUCUUGAGGCUCAGCCAGGUCACCCAGGUUCGGGCGCUGGCCGUGGACACUGCUCCACGGACCGCGGUUGGCGAGGCGGCACCGGUGGUGGGAGGCGGCCAGGCUGAAGAUGGUGGUACCUACACGCAGCCGUCCCCCAACAGCGGAUUUCGAGGACCUGCUGAGCUUCGGUGGCCGCGGGCUCUGUUGCCUUGGUCAGGCUGCGUGGUGUGGGCCAUUUGCGGGAUGGUCUCCGUGGCCUGUGGCUUAGGGACAGCGUUUCUAGGAUACAGGUUCAGCCCGACGCAGUGUGUGCGCUGGCUGCACCUGCUGACGCUGUCCGUGCUGUGCUGUGUUUUCAUCUCGCAGCCGCUUCUGGUGGGCCUUGUGGCCGUGGGCUUUGCCUGGAGAAGGAGAGACGACCCGCACUUCUUCACCGAGUCUCUGCGCGCAGCCACCGAAGACCUGGACGCUGAGCUUGAGGAGCGAGUGAGGUCCCGCACGCGCCAGCAUGCGAGCCAGAUGGAGGAGAUGUUGGCUGCCCGACAGCAAGCGCGCCGCCUGCGCUGGGCACGCCCGCCGUCUGCAGCCCAGCUCAGCAUCAUCAGGGAGAGGAUGAGAAGAGAGACCCGCACCAGGGUGGCCCUGAGAGACAUCUGCAUAUACACCCUCAUGCUGCUUCUGCAUGUGUUUAUACUUUGUGGGAGAUGCUCCCAGGAUGAAUAUUCUCUCAAUCAAGCCAUCCGGAAUGAGUUUACAAGGGGUGCCAGGAGCGUCUCUGGCGGCCUGAGAAGUGUGGGUGACUGGUGGGGCUGGAGUCUGAGCACGCUGCUGGACGGCCUGCAUGGGGGAGGCGCCUCCACGGCCGGCCCGCCAGGCACUCAGCCUGGAGCCCUUGGUGGGAAGUGCUACCUACUGGGCACUCCGGUCAUCCAGCAGCUGAGAGAUCCUUCCGGUGGCGUGUGCGAGCUUCCCAGCCCACCUUCAGCACUUUCCGAAGACUCUCCUCCUCUGCAUGGCCCCAAAGUCGGAGGCCCUGACACCCCCUCCGUGGCAGAUCCCGCCAUCCAAAGAGUGGCCCCGAGUGGCCCCAGAGGCUGUGGGGCCAGGGAGCCCUGGGUGCUCAGCCUGGGCAGCACAAGGCCGGCAGCCCACGCAGCCCUCAGCAGCCUCCGGGCCAGCAGGUGGAUCGACCGCAGCACCAGAACCGUGUCUGUGCACUUCGCUCUCUAUAACCCUCCCACUCAACUCCUGUCCAGUGUGUCCCUUCGCGCCGAGCUUCUCCCUGCGGGGGGCCUGGCCUUCUCCCCGCUGGUGGAGUCGCUGGCUGUCUUCCGCAGUGACUCGGCCCUGUGGUCCAGCCCCACGCUUCCCGAGCUGGCCUUCCUGCUGCUCAGCCUGACUCACCUCUGCUUGCAACUCUGCAGCCUGGCCGAGAAGGGUUUCCGCAGCUACUGGCGCAAACCAGGGACCUGGCUAGAGCUUGCCAUAGUGGGAGCCGGCCUCGCCUGCCACGCAGCCUCCAGCCACCUGGCCACGCUUGCUGGGGAGGUGACCGACCACUUCCACAGAGGACACUUCCGAGGAUUUAUGGAUCUCACUGUGGCGGCCUUGUGGAAUCAGGUACAGCAGGGCGUCCAGAGGGUGACCUGGCUCCAGGGGACCCUCUCGUUGCUCCUGACGCUGAAGUCCGUCUGCCUCGUUGGCACCCUGAGCACGAGGGCAUCCUGCUCCUUCCUGCUGCGUCGCUCUCUGGCUGGCGUCUGCACGGCAGGGCUGGUGGGCGUCCUGACACUGGCCGCCCACUGCCACCUGCGCGCGCUGAGAGAUUCCCUCGUGACUCUUGCUCGAAAAAGGAAAUCUUUUCAAAGCCAGUCCCUCGUGAGCCUGGCAGACAUGACUGCCUGCGUGCAGUGGGCGGCCCGGGCCUGGCUGGGGCUGGAGAGGCCACAGCGGGAAGAGGCAGAGAUGGCUGAGAGGCAGAAUUACCACCUGGAUGAAGUUUCCGAUCUGCUAGAUGAACUUCUGUGGAAAAUUCAUGGUUUGUCGGACAGCCUACGACGUCCUCGUCCAGAGCUGCGAUUUGGUGAUACGGGAGAGGCCAGGGCAGAAGGCCGUCCCUCGGUGGGCGUUUCUGCCUAA
Odobenus rosmarus divergens (Pacific walrus) is the source of this 7791-nucleotide messenger RNA. It is a transcript of the gene PKD1L1, whose product is annotated as polycystic kidney disease 1 like 1. The record is from RefSeq and is a predicted model, not a curated record. Gene Ontology annotation, cellular component: membrane. NCBI's taxonomy places the organism in Eukaryota, Metazoa, Chordata, Mammalia, Carnivora, Odobenidae. Gene Ontology annotation, biological process: detection of mechanical stimulus. The transcript is spliced from 54 exons. Gene Ontology annotation, molecular function: calcium channel activity; protein binding. The coding region runs from base 1 to 7791 and encodes 2596 amino acids.